GUCUGGACGACUACAUUUAAAUAGUGCAGAUUGCAUUAUUCCUGAUACUAUACUGCCAUGUCGCUUACUCUGAAACUCUCGUCUCUUGUUAUCCGUACGCUCUCAAAACCAAUUGCGAAUAAGAUCAAAGCUCAAGCCCGCGAACAUGAAAGGUUCCGACGACUAUGCGUCUCCAUGGCACAGGCAAUUCAUCGCAUUGACAUGCGAUUAAAGCUAGGCGUCCUACGAGAUACAGCAGCAAUCGAGGAAAAAGCUGCGAAAGAGGCGGCUGAAGCAGCAGCGCGGAAGCAUAGGUCAAAAGUUCCCACUGCCAAAACUGAGGUCGAAGUACAAGCAGAGAAAGAGGCGACGGAGGAGGCCAAGAAAAAGGCAAUUGAGGAAGUAAAAGCAAAGCCUUUACCGCGGAUACGACCGUUGUCCGAGUCCAAGGCUAUCGAUUCCGGUGCGAACUUCAUCAGCGAAACAUUCCUUUUCCUGGUUGCUGGCGGCUUGAUUGUUUUUGAGUCGUGGCGGUCCAGACGCAAGGAGACAAGUCGUCGAUCAGAUGUCCAAGAUCGGUUGGUCGAGUUGGAAGAAUCGGAGAAAGCGGCUCGAAGGGCGCUGGGAAUACUUGAGAAAGAGCUUCUAGAAAUCAAAGCUCAACAGGCGAAGAUUCCUGUGAAGCAGAUGAAGCGGAUUCUUCCUCAAGAAGUCUGGGAGGAUGAGGUCCAGGAAGUUGCUCCUAUACAGGAGGACCAAACCUGGCUGUCUAAAAUACGAUCUUAUUUCCCUUCUUCAACCAACACGACUCAGACUUCGCCAGCGAUACCCACACCCACGGAAGAAGAAACAACUGCUACAGCUAGUGACUCGCCACAUUCUAUAAUACCUAGUUUGCUGAAACCCGGUCAUACAAGCCCUUCACCGAAAGAUUCGUGAUUCUCCUUUACUCUUUCUAACAUGCAUUGUCGAGACAUCUACUUUAUGAUACCCGUGUAUACAUGAACAUCUAUUCUAUCAUUAUUGUAUACGUCGUUCUUGUCUAUAGACUUGUUGAGUGCUGUUUAUUUGGUGUGGCCUGGCGGAAGGCACGUGUAUAUACAGCAUUUCGGGCCUCAGGCGUUCUUGCCUUUCUUGACAUGUGGAUAAUUCUCCUCUCGGACACUCUCUCCAUCCCCUCUCCAUCUCCAUCCUCUCUUCUAUGUACAACUAUACCUCAUACUACGAACGCGGACAUAUCCAUGAAUGAGAAUUCA
This is a messenger RNA of Talaromyces stipitatus ATCC 10500, 1235 nucleotides long. Its product is annotated as OPA3 domain protein. NCBI's taxonomy places the organism in Eukaryota, Fungi, Ascomycota, Eurotiomycetes, Eurotiales, Trichocomaceae. The coding region runs from base 58 to 918 and encodes 286 amino acids. The record is from RefSeq and is a predicted model, not a curated record. The transcript has 2 exons. Gene Ontology annotation, biological process: regulation of lipid metabolic process. Gene Ontology annotation, cellular component: mitochondrion.